Messenger RNA from Plectropomus leopardus (leopard coralgrouper), 484 nucleotides. NCBI's taxonomy places the organism in Eukaryota, Metazoa, Chordata, Actinopteri, Perciformes, Serranidae. The record is from RefSeq and is a predicted model, not a curated record.
GUUUGACAGUGAGUUGACUCAGGCUCUGGAGGAAGCUGAAAACGAGAGAGAGCAGAAGGACAAAGCCUGUCAGGAGAACGCAGCUCUGGGGUCUGAGGUCUACAGUCUGCGCCGCAGCCUUCAGGAGAGCCAGGCAGAGGUGGGCCGUCUGCAGAAGCAGAAGGACGAGCUGUGCGCUCAGAUCCGUGACCUCAGCCUGCCCGUCGAUCUCGCCUCCGAUUCGCUGCCCGACCUCAAGAAACAGCUUCGCCUCCUGGAGAGUCAGGCCAGCGAGAGAGCGCAGGAAGUCGCCACGCUCACCGCCAAAAUACAGCAGCAGCAACAGAUCCACAUGCGCUUUGAGAUGGAGAUGGAGAGGAUGAAGCAGAUGCAUCAGAAGGAGCUGGAGGAUAAAGAAGAGGAGCUGGAGGACGUGCACAAGUCCUCUCAGAGACGGGUACGUCAACGCAGAACAAGUCCUCAUCAAUGUGCCAUUCAGAGCUGA